AUGAUCACAGCCUUGCCGACAUCUGACUCAGACAUUCAUCUGGCGGCCAGCCACUUUAAGUACCCAUGGUUGAACAUGACGUUGAGCAACCUAGAGGCUGUCUGCCAAAGACCAGAAGACUCGGCGUUGUAUAACUGCACUGUCCAAUUCGAUUUCUACGACUUCAACACGGAGGGUGUCGUCGAUGUUAACGGAGCUCAUUGCAAUGCUACUUGGCAAUGGGACGGGAUCACCCCGGACAAUGGCCCAGACAAUGACUUCCCGAGCAACGGCGCUGUGUGCUGGAGUGCGGCAUCCAACGCAUUCAUGUUCAAGGUCGUCGAGUUCAGGUCAGCGUCGAACUUCAUGAUGUCUGUCAGCCAUCUGUACAGGGAUACGAGGUAUUUCAACUUCCCAUGGGACGGCCGUAAGGCCAUAGUUGAGAUUAAGAUCCCGGACAACCACCCGUCUCCGCCGUACGCCCCGUACAUGCCUCCCGUCAACCAAUUCGAAUUCAUCGCCACGGCAACGAUUUCAAAGCGCACAGACGGACUGUCGUAG
Colletotrichum karsti is the source of this 540-nucleotide messenger RNA. RefSeq lists its product as uncharacterized. The record is from RefSeq and is a predicted model, not a curated record. Bases 1 to 540 code for a protein of 179 amino acids. The transcript is spliced from 3 exons. Lineage: Eukaryota; Fungi; Ascomycota; Sordariomycetes; Glomerellales; Glomerellaceae.